GACGGUUUUCUUUGCAGUGUUAUGGUCUUCAGUCGUGAAUUGACUCUGCUGUGUGUAACAUCGAAACGUUUAUACUUUUGAUUAUUUAAAAAAAAAACUUUGUUUUCAUAUUAUUAUUGUGAGUUUGAGACACAUUUACUAUAAACGGGGCAAUGAAGGAAAUAUUUUCGUCUUACGUAUAGUGAUCGUAUUUUGGUUUGGUUGUUAUACUGAUAGAGCGCCGAGUUUACGAUAGAUAGAUACUGAUCGUAACAUUGGAUAUAGUCGUUGUGUUUGUGGGAAACGCUGAAAGGAUUGUCAAUAUGCAAGUGCAAAUUACGAAGACGCUGUUUGUGUGAACAAUAAAAACAAAUUUGAUUUCUUCUGAACUAUAAAAUGAGUAAUGAUCGUACGUCAAUCGAAGUACUUUAAAUUCGGCUAGGCAUUUUUAUUACAAAAAAAAAAAGUUUCGUUAGCAAUCACCAUUCAAACAUACUGUUCGUGUACGAUAUAAAACGGCUACAGAGUGCAUUAGUGAUUCAUAUUACAUUUUCGUGAAUAUAUAUUGAUCCAAAAAAGUGAUAUAUGAUUUGGAAAUAGAAUUAAAAUAAAUGACCGAACAUGAAAAUCAUUUUAACUCUGUUGAUGUCCAGUCGCUUAGCCAUUAUCUGUGUGUUGAAUGUGUUAUGAUUUUUAUGGCUCGAUCGUUUUUUAAGAUUAAAACUUUUUUGGUUUGAACGUUUUCUCGUGCUUUUAUUGUUAUUUUGGUUUUAUUUUAAUCUUAGAACCACAUAAAAAUUGUUUUAUUUGCGUACAAUAUAUUCGUAUGAAUGUGGUGAUGUAAUGGAUAAUAGCGUGGCUGUGAUUGACUUUGGUUGCUCGAGUUGAUGGUUUAUGAAAUUUAAUUUAUUCUUCGCUUCAACCGACAACGAUAUCAUCGAACAAAAAAGAUGAAUCAAACGUGCAAGGUUUGCGGUGAGCCCGCAGCAGGCUUCCACUUUGGUGCAUUCACAUGCGAAGGAUGCAAGUCAUUCUUCGGAAGGACGUACAACAACCUAUCAUCGAUAUCCGAAUGCAAAAACAAUGGCGAAUGCAUCAUCAACAAAAAGAAUCGGACGGCAUGCAAAGCGUGCCGACUUCGUAAGUGCCUGUUAGUCGGUAUGUCGAAGAGUGGAUCCCGAUACGGUCGUCGCUCGAACUGGUUCAAAAUCCACUGUCUACUCCAGGAGCAACAACAAAAGAAUUCCAACGGAAUGCCGACUAGUCCAUCAAUGAUGCCAAACACAUUCAUGCCAUCACAUUUCCUCACAAAUUUCUGUAACAACACAAAGCAGGAUCAACGUUCCGUACGAUCGCCGAGUGAUUCCGGCGCAUCAUCAGCCGAUCCGGACGAAAGCAACAAAGACGGAUCGAUGGAAGGUUUCAGCGUUGAGUCAAAAACGGAAAUUUCGUCCGUAGCAAGUCCACCGAAUUUCGAACACUUUCUCGCUCCAUAUCUGUCGUCACCGUUGACAAAUGGCAGAGUUUCGGCUUUCCGGCACGUUCCUAUUUCAUCGAUCAUCUAUCCCGAAACAUCGGCGGAAGCGAAAGAACAAGAUCAACCCAUUGACCUUUCGUUUAAGUCGAAAAAGCGGCGAAGAACACCGUCACCGAUUGCAGCUUCGUUCGAUAUUAAGCCAGCUCCAUUGGACCUGACUCUAGUGCGAUCGAAACCAUUAUCCGGGUAAAACCAUUCGACGUUCUUUAUUCAUGGAGUAGAUAAUUAAGCGGCACAGCCGACGAAACAGUACAUUGGGACAGAUUCAAGCCAGUGAUUUUGUACGUUGUUGGAAUAAAGAAUCAUUUAGAUGUAAGUAGUAAAUUUAUGCCGAUGAGUGAAGCAUCGUUCAGUAUUGUUUGAAGUAAAUAUAAUUCAAUUGAAAACUGUUUCUGCCACUGUUUUGCAUUAACUAAUGAUGUUUAAAAAUAAAGCAUAUCUCAUCAGGUCAUGUCGACAGCGGCAAGGAAAUGUCCAAUCUCUAUGAACCUCAUACGUCCUUUGUACAAGUCUAGUGAAUCAUAAAUGAAAUGAAAGUAAACCGAUUUGAUGGCACAUGCGGGUCUAGUGGUGAAGAUGAUGAUAUACACCAACAACCAUACAUAUCUAAUCAGUGUUUUUCAUGAACAUUUCGAACAGGAAAACUCAAAUUUUCGCACUUGUACCGAGACGAAAUUGACAUGAUUGACAUAAUUCUAGCCAAUGUAGCAAAAUGUAUGCUAAAACCGAUGAAGUAAUUGAUUUUGCAUCAAUAUGUCGAGCAUUCUUCGAUCAACUGUAGUAAAAGAUUCGAUAUGGUGGUUCAAGCUAUCUGUCUGUGGAAGGUUCUUCUAACAUUUCAUGUCUCGAAGGUUCAGUGUACACACUCUGUCGGCAUUUAAUUGAAUAGAAAAAUUUACAGAAUUCAAAGACAAAAUAAAUUGAUUGAGCACUGCAUUAGAUAAAUUGAAGUUAACCUGUUACAUAACGGCUGUCAUCUGUUAUCGACAACGACAGCAAAAAAAAAUCAAGUAAAAGUUUUCUGAAAUUAAUAUCUGAAAAUCUUUGAUCA
Molecule: messenger RNA, 2567 nt
Organism: Bradysia coprophila
Lineage: Eukaryota; Metazoa; Arthropoda; Insecta; Diptera; Sciaridae
Product: protein embryonic gonad-like
Biological process (GO): regulation of DNA-templated transcription
Molecular function (GO): sequence-specific DNA binding; DNA-binding transcription factor activity; zinc ion binding
Source: RefSeq, a predicted model, not a curated record